This is a messenger RNA of Vespa crabro (European hornet), 937 nucleotides long. RefSeq names its product GATA zinc finger domain-containing protein 11-like. The transcript is spliced from 2 exons. The coding region runs from base 1 to 336 and encodes 111 amino acids. Lineage: Eukaryota; Metazoa; Arthropoda; Insecta; Hymenoptera; Vespidae. The record is from RefSeq and is a predicted model, not a curated record.
AUGCAGAGUCACAUGGUGCCGCAUGGUCAUUUUCAUCCAGCGCACAUCAACUGUGCCAUGGAAUUUUACGAUAGCGGCAGACCUCACGUUUUGAUACAGAGUUUGAACAUUGCACGGGAUUACCGCGACAUUACACGUACUAAUGUUGUGUAUAUAGUAACAAGUUUAACGGUUGGUUAUUCGUCGCGAAUUACAUGCACUUUUGAACAACAACAGCAACAACAACAGCAGGAGCAGCAGCAGCAGCAGCAGCAGCAGCAGCAACAAAAUGGUCGUCACGUGGUGCACGAGCAGAGGAUAGAAGAAAUAUUUUUUCAUUAUAUUCGAUCGUUCUAACAUAACCGGCGCCACGUAAAUACGAUUCACCGCUAUCCUUUGAGAUAAAAGAAUCUGUAUAUGUAUAACGUCAUCAUUUUUUAUGUACCAAAGCUUAUUAUCAUUAAGUAAUUUAAUGAUUACUUUGUAUUAUUGGAUUAAUUACCUUAAGCCUAUACAGAUAAAUAUAUUAUGUACCAUAUUAGAGGCCGUGAAAAUAUUUCUUCCCGUUGCCGGACUUACGUAUCCACUACUAGGAAUCCCAUGAGAUUAUUUCUGUCAAUCAAUUCUGAUCGAUCGGAAGGACGUUGCAGUAAUGUAUGGGUAAAAAGUUGAUCGGACUUAACGGGCAUAACGUUUUGAUCCCAGGAGAUUUAUUCUAAGACCAAUAAUUUACCUCGAAAUACAAAAAAUUCUUAAAUAAUGAGAGUUUAUCUUUACAAUUGAAAGGAGACACAGGAAACAUAUAAUGGAUAGAAACACAGAGAUAGGUCAAAUAGCAACAUGCAUAUCUAUCAUCUUAAUAAGUGCAAACAACAACUUCCCUAGUAAAGAAAAGAGAGAGAGAGAGAGAGAGAGAGAGAGAGAGAGAGAGAGAGAGAGAGAGAGAGAGAGAGAGAGA